This is a messenger RNA of Nylanderia fulva, 1986 nucleotides long. NCBI's taxonomy places the organism in Eukaryota, Metazoa, Arthropoda, Insecta, Hymenoptera, Formicidae. The record is from RefSeq and is a predicted model, not a curated record.
AUGGCCAAGAGCAAGGUGGCACCUGUCAGGCAAGUGACCUUGCCGAGACUCGAGCUCUGCGCCGCCGCCUUACUCACCACACUGACUCAGCAUGUGCAACGCACGCUCAACUUGGGAGAUGCACCCACGCAUCUGUGGACGGACUCGAAGGUCACGCUCCAGUGGAUCCAGGGACACGCCUCGCGAUGGAAGACCUUCGUUGCCAACCGGGUGUCUCACAUCCAGACCCUACUGCCGAACGCACUCUGGAGACAUGUGGCUGGUCGAGACAACCCUGCGGAUUGUGCAUCGAGGGGCAUUAGUCCGUUGGAAUUGGUAAAUCAUACGUUAUGGUGGACAGGACCUACCUGGUUGCUGGAGGAAGAGGCGGCAUGGCCGCUCACCGAAGUGGACACCCGAGAAGACAACCUUAUCGAGAGACGAGCCGGCAGCCUGAUGACGAGGAGCUUGGUCGUCAUGGAACCUGAGCUCCUCCUCCGCUUUUCGUCGUUGAACCACCUGCUACGAGUCACAGUAUGGUGUCGUCGCUGGCUUCGCACUGUUGCACCAACUGUCACCCCUGGACAGCCACCCACCGCAGACGAAUUAGACGGAGCUCUAUCACACUGGCUACGAGAGGUACAAGCACUCCACUUCCCUGACGAGGUCACCGCUGUUUCUGCAGGCCGCACUGUCGCAACACGCAGUCCGUUGGCCAAACUAGCUCCAUUCGCCGAUACACGUGGCGUGUUGAGAGUAGGAGGACGCUUAAAAAAUUCGCUCUUGUCACAGGACGAGAGACAUCCGAUGAUUGCGCCAACAACUUCAUGGCUGACUCGACUGUUGAUCGAUGCUCAUCACCGCCGGACCUUGCACGGAGGGGUGCAGUUGACCCUAGGCUUGCUUCGACAGCGUUUCUGGAUACCCCGAGGACGUGCAGCGGUAAAACAGCGGCUUCAUCGCUGUGUCACGUGCACAAGGUGGCGAGCGACGACACCACAACCACCCAUGGGCAGUCUGCCACGCAGCAGGGUCACGCCAACGCGACCAUUCCUCCGCACUGGACUGGACUACGCGGGACCAAUCCUCAUUCGGACCAGCAAAGGUCGCGGCCACCGCGCCUACAAGGGCUACAUUGCACUCUUCAUCUGCUUCUGGUCGAAGGCCAUCCAUCUAGAGCUCGUAUCGGACUACUCGUCGGAAGCUUUUAUCGCCGCCCUUCGUCGAUUUGUCUCUCGACGAGGUCUCUGUGCCGACAUCUUCAGCGACUGCGGCACGACCUUCGUCGGAGCCGACCGCACCCUACGGGAACUCUUUAUUGCAGCGUCUUCGGAGGGUGAAGGAAUCGCACGCGCAGCCGCCAAGGAAGGCAUCCGCUGGCACUUCAAUCCGCCGGCGGCUCCGCAUUUCGGUGGAUUAUGGGAGGCUGCAGUCAAGUCAGCUAAGUACCAUCUGCGGAGGGUGAUAGGCGAAACCACCCUCACUUUCGAAGAACUGAGUACCCUCCUCACUCAAAUCGAGGCAUGCCUCAAUUCUCGACCAUUGCAGGCACUCUCGGACGAUCCAGACGAUGUUUCAGCACUAACUCCUGGACAUUUCCUGAUCGGGGCGCCCCUUCUCGCCAUCCCUGAGCCACCGCAGGGAGGCGAACAUGGAGACACGAGAUCGCGAUGGCAACACCUCCAGCAAAUGAGAGAGCACUUCUGGGGGAGGUGGUCGAAGGAAUAUAUCCACGGACUCAAUCCACGCACUAAGUGGCUCAAGGCCGAGGCCGCACCCCACGUCGGUGAUCUUUGCAUCCUGCGUUCGGAGCUCACCCCCCCGACCCGAUGGCCUCUCGCCCGGAUCACGAGGUUGCAUCCCGGGAACGACGGUAUCGUCCGCGUGGUGACAAUCCGCACCGCCACUUCUGAGCUUGUGCGCCCGCUCGUCAAGCUCGUCUUGCUGCCGCGCGCGGAUCCCCUUCCGAGCAUAAACAGCGCGGACGUGCCGGCCGUCAGCCCGUAA